UUCUCCUCAAAUCUGCACAACAACCUCAGAGCUACACUGGAAAUGUUUUUUCUUGUCACAGAGGUGACUACCUACCCCUGCGACACCUCUCACGUCACCCGCCUUAAUUUAACCAAUCGUCAGUGAUCUUCUUCGUAGAAGAGUGCGUGUGUGCAAGCGAGCGACACGCGGCAGAUGGAUGUAAUAAAACCCCUCAGUGAUCGGUUAAUUGGUUAAUUUGAGAUAGUAAAAAGUGCAUUUGGAACACAGAGGAAAGUGAUGCUUCAGCACGCUGGAUAGCUCCCCUUUGGAACAGGAUUACUUUAUCGUUUCUCUGCAUCUGCCCACCAGUAGACCAAGGAUGAGUGGAAACCUGUCUGUUUGGGUGUCUACAUCUGCUAAACCUUUACACAGUACGUACGUUUUCUACACACACAACGUGUCUGCUUCAGGAUCGCCUCCACCCUGGGAGGCUCCAUCGUUCACUGUGGCUGCCCGAUGCAGGGUUGCAGCCACCCUGGUGCUAUUCGUCUUUGCUGCCAUUAGUAACCUGUCUGUCCUAAUCAGCGUUUGCUGGGGGCGUGGCUAUCGCCUAGCAGCUCACUUGCGCCCACUUAUCGCCAGCUUGGCAUCCGCUGAUCUAAUGAUGACCUUUGUGGUGAUGCCACUGGAUGCCAUCUGGAACAUUACAGUGCAGUGGUAUGCUGGCAGUUUCAUGUGUAAGCUGUUGUGUUUUCUCAAGCUCUUUGCCAUGCACGCAGCCGUGUUCAUAUUAGUGGUGGUGAGUCUGGACCGCUACCGGGCCAUCCUGCAACCUCUGGAUUCUCUUGAUGCUGGCCUCAGGAACAAACGCAUGGUGCUAGCGGCCUGGAUACUGAGUCUGCUACUGGCUGCACCACAGCUAUUCAUCUUUCGGGCCAUCAAAGCUGAUGGAGCGGACUUCACUCAAUGUGUUACUCAUGGAAGUUUCCCACAUCGCUGGCAGGAGACAGCAUACAACAUGUUUCAAUUUGUGACACUGUAUGUCUUCCCCCUGCUUGUUAUGAUUUUCUGCUACACGCGCAUCCUCACCAAGAUCAAUGGGCAGAUGCAAAAGAGCAAAGAUGGUGAGCACUGCUUGAGGCGCAGUGGAACAGACAUCAUACCCAAAGCCCGGAUGAAGACCCUAAAGAUGACCAUUGUGAUUGUUAGCUCCUUUGUCAUUUGCUGGACGCCUUACUACCUCCUGGGGAUUUGGUACUGGUUCCAACCAUCCAUUAUCAAGCACACACCAGAGUAUGUGCACCAUAUACUCUUUGUCUUUGGCAAUCUGAACACGUGCUGUGAUCCAGUUAUCUAUGGCUUCUACACAGCAUCUUUCCGGGCUGAUGUUGCUGAUGUGGUCGUGUGCUGUCGUGGUCGCCAAACCCACAAUGCCUUACGCUACUCUGUCGACCAUCCCUCUGGUCACAGUCCUGGAGCUUCUGGGGAGAUGGAGUCUGAUCUGAGUUCAAACCAGCAUAACCACAAAAACUGCUAAUGUAUGUGUGUUUUCUGUCAGGUCAUCUGAACUUAGAUAAAAAAGUUCUCUAUCCUAAAUGACUAUAUAUACCUUGCAUGUAGGUCCACAAUCUCUCAUAUGAUCCAUGGAAGAAGACGUGUUACAAUUCAGCUCUAUAGCAUCAAUCAGGUGGUAUCACUUCAAAUAAAUACACCUGUAUAGGAAGAUUCAUGAAAGCAAUCGCUAUGGCACCAUCGUAGUUUGGUCUACUUGAUGAACAAAAACAACCCAGUUUGGUUUAGACACAAAAACUUCAAAAUAAUCAUAGAGUUUUUAUAGGGAUACAGGGCCUCCAUUAUCAUGAUGAUCUCAUGAUGUCAAGAAAAAAAAACACGAUGCCACACAUAAAUAUGUUACUGUUGGUUGGCUGCAAAGAAAUUGCAAUCAGUCAACAGUAACAUAUAGAUAAACCUCUACAUGGAUCACGUGACAUGCAUAGGCCCAGUAGCAUUUUUCCUACAGUAUGCACUGCAUUUUUUGCAAGGUGAGCAGCUAUAAGGGAUGAAAGCAUUAGUUAGAAAGCAGCGUAGUGGUUAGCACUGCUGCCUCACCAGCUCCUGCAUGGGUUUGCUCUGGGUCCUCCCACAGUCCAAGACAUGCAGUUAAGUUGAUUGGAGAUUGAGAAUUUCCCCUAAGUGAGACAGUGUGUGGACCUGGACUGACAGCAGGUACAGGAUGUGCCCUAGCUAUUGCAUGAAUUACAUUCCCUGCAACUGAUAGACACCGAUAGACAAUCAGUAGACAUGUUUACCAACAGUAAGAAGUUGUGAGACGUUUCAGUAAUCCAUCUCACCGAACUGUGUCAAUCUUCACCAGCAUUAAGAGAUAUGCCUCUGAUACGCAUGCUCACAUGCAAUGCUCUAGUGUACGUUGUUUUACAUGUAGAGAGAUGAGGAACAUUCUAUGAUCUGCGCACAAAAAUUCACAAUAUAAAUGUCUGUUGUAUUUCUCUUGAGCUUAAUGUAUAGGGUUUUAGACAAUGCUUGGUGCAGUACUCACCUUACCUGGGUGACCAUGUAGUAGGAACAGAGUUAGAGCUGUUGCCCACUACUCAUAGGAUCAGUAGUUUGAUUCCUGGCUCCAUUGUGUUAACGUAACCCCUGUGUGUGAAUGUGUUAGCUUGUGUGACCUAAUGGGUGAAUGUGGCGAUGUGUCAAAGCGCUUUGAAAUUAAAAGCACUAUAAAGUGUUUUGAAUUUAAGUGUCUGCAUUAAGGCUACUUCUAACAGAAGGGCACAAAUGCUGACUAUAAAAUUAGUACUGUAUGUGCCUGCAUGAUUCUGAGAAAUUCCAUAAACAGUACAGUACCUAUAUACAAAUAUCUAUUAUACUGUAAAUAUCUAGAGAGUUAGAGAGUACUAACUCAGUAGUACCACUAGUACAGUAGUACCAAUGUUUUCCCAAUAUUAAGAUUGUCUAUGUGCAAGGAUGCAUUAUAUAAAGUGUCAAUCAGUGUCAUGUAUACUUAAUAAAAGUGUACUGAAUAUAAUAAUC
Molecule: messenger RNA, 3012 nt
Organism: Betta splendens (Siamese fighting fish)
Lineage: Eukaryota; Metazoa; Chordata; Actinopteri; Anabantiformes; Osphronemidae
Gene: gnrhr1
Product: gonadotropin releasing hormone receptor 1
Exons: 4
Coding region: 341-1498 (385 amino acids)
Biological process (GO): G protein-coupled receptor signaling pathway
Cellular component (GO): membrane
Molecular function (GO): peptide binding; gonadotropin-releasing hormone receptor activity
Source: RefSeq, a predicted model, not a curated record